Messenger RNA from Apiotrichum porosum, 924 nucleotides. RefSeq lists its product as uncharacterized. The transcript is spliced from 3 exons. Bases 1 to 924 code for a protein of 307 amino acids. NCBI's taxonomy places the organism in Eukaryota, Fungi, Basidiomycota, Tremellomycetes, Trichosporonales, Trichosporonaceae. The record is from RefSeq and is a predicted model, not a curated record.
AUGGCCACUUUUGCCAGUCCCUAUGGCUACCCCUACGGCCAGCCCCUCUACUACACCAAACGCUCGUGGCUCGACCGGUUCCGCGACGGCCCACCAGCCAUCUUCCCGACCGAGGGCCUCCCGGCGGUCCCGGACGGCGUGCAGAUCGGCGACGUCGUGUACGACUUUGACGAGCCGUGGCGCAACGAGUCCAACUCGCCCGACCCGCACGAACAGGUCAUGAGCCUCGGCCACCUCGACAGGCCGGUGUACUACGACUACCUGGACAAACCGGACCGGCGCGAGUGGGACGACGCGAUCAAGGGCUACAACAAGUGGGUCAAGGCGGCGCAGAGCUACGAGAAGCGCCGGGCCAAGCGCGGCUCGGCGUACAACCGCAAACGCGACAGGCUCGAGCAGGAGGCGGACAUCCGGGAGCGGAAGGAGCGCGGACGCGGAUACAAGGAGUAUGAAAAGGCGUGGGACGCAUACAACAAGCAAUGCUCCGACUGGCGCAAGAAGGGCCACGACACGACGCGCAACCCCGACGCUGCAGGUGCGGGCCAGUACUACACCACGCAGCCGGGGUACUGGGGCCUGCAGCAGCCAUACACGGAUGUGUACUGGAACCGACAUCCGGCAACGUCGCACACCAUGGCCAUUGCACGCUGGUUUGAGUCAACAGAGAAGAAGGUGUGGGUAUGGCUUUUGGGGUCGUUUGCGCGCGUCGGCAGAGUGGCGCCGCCACCGGCCGUGGUCGUCGUCGCCGCUGUGGCGGGGAGGCGUGCAGUGCAGGCUUGGGAAGAUCCCAAGACACGCCGCGCCACCCUCCAGUGUCCGCAGUGUCCGCGUCAGCCUCCGCAUGCCCAUGCGAGUGCCCGAUUUGUAAUCGCCCCGGUGGUGGCGACUGGGCGACAACGACAGAGUGGACGCAGGGGAGACUGA